ACCCCCUAAACCCUAAUAACUCCUACACAUAUAUAUAUAUAUAUAUAUAUAGAGAGAGAGAGAGAGAAAAAAAAAGAGAUCAAAUUAAGCACGAUCGACGACCAUACAUAUAUACACAUACAUAUAUAUAGAUAUAGUGAGAGAAAUUAAGGUCGAUAGCGAUGAAGAAGCAGGAGGGGCGGUCGUGCGCGGCGUGCAAGUUCCUGAAGCGGCGGUGCAUCCGCGGCGAGUGCGUGUUCGCCCCUUACUUCGGCGCCGACGAGCCCAACAAGUUCGCCAAAGUCCACAAAGUGUUCGGCGCCAGCAACGUCACCAAGAUCCUCACCGACGUCCCCCACGACCGCCGUCAAGACGCCGUCAACUCCCUUGUCUACGAGGCCGACCUCCGCCUCCACGACCCCGUCUACGGCUGCAUCGGCGCCAUCGCCUCCCUCCACCACACCAUGCUCCACCUCCAGAACGACCUCCUCCUCGCCCAGGCCCGCCUCGCCGCCGCCCGCCCCCCUCCGCCGCCGCCAUUGCCGCUGCCAGAUCCUUCUGACAUUGAUCAUGCAUCCGCGGCCUUCUUCGACAGUAUUGAUCACGAUCAUCGCUUGGGGGAAUUGGACGCCGCCGUAGCGCCGCCGCCGCCGCCGCCGUAUAUGGAUGUGGCCGAGUUCGACCUGGCGUUUGAUCAGUUUAGCCCUCUCCGAUUCCCGUAGGCCUGCUGCUGUGCUGAUCUGUCGUCUCCAUGACCGUUGGAUCUUAAUUAAUUAAGUAAUCGAUGUAUAUUUUCAUUUCAAUUGUGGAUCAGACAGAAUCUUUUGUUAAUUAUCUGAUCUACCUAUCUACCUAUCUAUCUAUCUAUCUAUCUACCUACUUGUGUUUCAAGUUAUCUUUUUUAAGUGGACUUCGAUCGGUUUAAUUAAUUAUAUUAUUACUGUGUCUGCGCGCGCUUUUGUUUUAGUAAACAGUGUAAUAGCA
Andrographis paniculata is the source of this 963-nucleotide messenger RNA. RefSeq names its product LOB domain-containing protein 21-like. The record is from RefSeq and is a predicted model, not a curated record. The transcript has a single exon. Lineage: Eukaryota; Viridiplantae; Streptophyta; Magnoliopsida; Lamiales; Acanthaceae. The coding region runs from base 162 to 701 and encodes 179 amino acids.